This is a messenger RNA of Anguilla anguilla (European eel), 3836 nucleotides long. It is a transcript of the gene kat2b, whose product is annotated as K(lysine) acetyltransferase 2B. Gene Ontology annotation, biological process: positive regulation of transcription by RNA polymerase II; chromatin remodeling. The record is from RefSeq and is a predicted model, not a curated record. The coding region runs from base 251 to 2626 and encodes 791 amino acids. Gene Ontology annotation, cellular component: histone acetyltransferase complex; nucleus. The transcript is spliced from 17 exons. NCBI's taxonomy places the organism in Eukaryota, Metazoa, Chordata, Actinopteri, Anguilliformes, Anguillidae. Gene Ontology annotation, molecular function: histone H3 acetyltransferase activity; protein binding.
UGCGUCAGGGAUUCCGUGUGACCUUGAAAUUCUUGCCCACGAACCGUCGCAUUUUUGUGCGCUGUCUUUGAGUCAUAGCGGAAUAUCCAUUUUGUCUCCCCUAGUGGAGGAAAGGCGGGUUUACAAUGACAAAUAAAAAAAUUAGGGAUGAGCGCCAUGUCUGAUCCCGUAACUGUUGGACUUAGAGAGGGAUAGAGGAGAGCCUAACGCUCGCGACUCGGGGGGUUCCUCUCUGGGCUGGGUUCACAGGAUGUCCGAGAGCGCCGGGGUUCAGCAGGGCUCCCCGGCCGUGGGGGCGGCCGGCUCGGCUCCAGCGGCUCCCGGUGCUGGAGGAACGGAGUGCUCCGGCGCCGCUGCGGGGUCCGCGCGAAUCGCCGUGAAGAAAGCGCAACUGCGCUCCUCUCCGCGUCCAAAGAAACUGGAGAAACUCGGGGUGUAUUCCGCCUGCAAGGCAGAGGGCGGUGGGUGUAAGUGCAAUGGAUGGAAGAGCCAGAACCCCCCGCCUACCCCCCCACGCACCGACCAGCACCCCGCCUCGGCGAGCCUGAGCGAGCCCUGCCGCAGCUGCAGCCACGCCCUGGCGGAUCAUGUGACCCACCUGGAGAACGUGUCGGAGGAGGAGGUGAACAGGCUGCUGGGCAUCGCUCUGGACGUGGAUUACCUGUACACCUGCGUGCACAAGGAGGAGGACGCAGACACCAAGCAGGUGUACUUCUCUCUGUUUAAGCUCCUGAGGAAGUGCAUCCUGCAGAAGGGGAAGCCCGUGGUGGAGGGGACCCUGGAGACCCCCCCGUUUGAGAAGCCUAGCAUCGAGCAGGGGGUUAAUAACUUCGUCCAGUACAAGUUCAGCCACCUGCCCUCCAAGGAGAGGCAGACAAUCGUGGAGCUGGCCAAGAUGUUUCUGAACCAGAUAAACUACUGGCAGCUGGAGACGCCAUCCCAGAGGAGGCAGAGACCGCCAGGGGACGAUGCUGCCGGAUAUAAAGUCAACUACACCAGGUGGCUGUGCUACUGCAACGUGCCGCAGUUCUGUGACAGUCUCCCGCGCUACGAGACCACGCAGAUCUUCGGCCGCACGCUGCUGCGCUCCGUCUUCACUGUGAUGAGGAAGCAGCUGCUGGACCAGGCGCGGCAGGAGAAGGACAAGCAGCCUCCUGAGAAACGCACGCUCAUUAUUACACACUUCCCCAAAUUCCUGUCCAUGCUGGAGGAGGAGGUGUACAGUCACAGCUCCCCCAUCUGGCGGGAGGAGUUCCUUGCAGGGUCAGGCAGUGGGCAGAUGCACGCGGUGGUGAGUGCGCCCCCGGUGGUCAGACCGCUGCCCUACAGCAGCAGCCCUGCCACCGCGGAUCCGUCCGGGAGCGGCAGCGCCAGCCCGGUGCGCAAACCAGCGUCCUCGCUGGAGCCCAGCCCAGCAGGAGAGAAGCGGAAGGCUCCGGAAGCUCUCUCGCAGGAAGAGAGCAAGAGGCCGAGAGUGAUGGGGGACAUCCCCAUGGAGCUGAUCAACGAGGUCAUGUCCACCAUCACUGACCCCGCCUCCAUGCUGGGACCAGAGGCCAGUCUGCACUCAGCGCGGGACGAGGCCGCGCGGCUGGAGGAGAACAGGGGGGUGAUAGAGUUCCAUGUCAUCGGGAACUCGCUCAAUCAGAAGCCCAAUAAGAAGAUGAUGAUGUGGCUGGUGGGGCUGCAGAAUGUCUUCUCCCACCAGCUGCCCCGCAUGCCCAAACAGUACAUCACCAGGCUGGUGUUCGACCCGAAACACAAGACGCUGUCGUUGAUCAAAGAUGGGCGGGUGAUUGGAGGAAUCUGCUUCCGGAUGUUUCCGUCCCAGGGAUUCACUGAGAUCGUCUUCUGCGCAGUCACCUCCAACGAGCAGGUCAAGGGCUAUGGCACUCACCUGAUGAACCACCUGAAAGAAUACCACAUCAAACACGACAUCCUCAACUUCCUCACCUACGCAGACGAGUACGCCAUCGGCUACUUCAAGAAACAGGGUUUCUCCAAAGACAUAAAGGUUCCUAAAGCCAAGUAUGUCGGCUACAUAAAGGACUAUGAAGGAGCCACACUAAUGGGCUGUGAGCUGAAUCCCAGCAUCCCGUACACCGAGUUCUCCGUCAUCAUCAAGAAACAGAAGGAGAUCAUUAAGAAGCUGAUUGAGAGGAAGCAGGCUCAGAUUCGGAAGGUGUACCCCGGUCUCUCCUGUUUUAAGGAGGGUGUUCGGCAGAUCCCCAUCGAGAGCAUCCCGGGCAUACGAGAAACUGGCUGGAAACCUGCUGGAAAAGGGAAGGAGCUGAAGGACCCAGACCAGCUUUACGCCAUGCUGAAGAGCAUCCUGCAGCAGGUCAAGGGUCAUCAGAAUGCGUGGCCAUUCAUGGAGCCCGUGAAAAAAACAGAAGCUCCGGGGUACUACCAGGUUAUCCGAUUCCCCAUGGACCUGAAGACGAUGAGCGAACGGCUGAAGAGCCGGUACUACACCACCAGGAAGCUGUUCAUGGCCGACAUGCAGCGCAUCUUCACCAACUGCCGCGAAUACAACCCCCCCGAAAGCAAGUACUACAAGUGCGCCAACCUGCUGGAGAAGUUCUUCUACACCAAGAUCAAGGAGGCUGGACUGAUCGAAAAGUAACGGGGGCCUCCAAGCGUGGCUCGAACUCAGAACCUGGAGCUGGAACCGGAAACAGAACCGGAAACAGAACCGGAACCAGAACCAGAACCGGAGCUGCAGAGUUUACCUGCUUCAGCUGUUUUUCCUUCUUGUUUUGAGGAAUGGGUGUGGAACACAGAUCCAGUGUGGGGCAGGAGCAUUGGAGUGCGCCAUCUUCUCUCUCUCUCUCUCUCUCUCUCUCUCUCUCUUUCAUUCUCUUUCUUUUUCUCUCUUUCUCUGUCCACUAACUCAGGAAAAAAACAAACGCAAGCCCACAGAUUCACAGGCCAGCUGAUCCAGUGGGGUUCAGGAUGUUGGUCCGGCGUAGUGCUGAUCCCCUCAGCGGGGGGUUCCAGCGCCCAAAAACACUCGGCCCGUCCUAACCGCUAUCACCGUGGAAACGGAACUCAGUGGUCCGUAGUACAGUGUGUGCGUGUGUGUAUGUGUGUGUGCGUACGUGUGUGUGUGUGUGUGUGUGUGCGUACGUGUGUGUGUGUAUGUGUGUGUGCGUGUCCAAGAAAUAUGGUGUCCCAGAAUUCUUCAGUGUUUACAGGUCAAAGGUCAUGUGUUGGUUUAUCAGAGUUCCACCUGCCAAAAAAGAGGAUAUUUUAAACAGGUCUGCCUGGAAAGAAUUUCAAAAGAAAAAACGAGCAGCUCUUAUCUUCUUGUUUCCGAUGGUUUAAUUUCAUUUUGUUUGUAACUGACGUUUUUUGAAAAACACUUUUGCCCCAUAAUCUCAUAUUUCUGAAUAAGCAAAGGCCUGUCUGCAACAGGUAGAUGAAUUGCACUUAUCAUAACGGCAAAUAUGCAGCAAAAAUAGUAAAUAAUAGCAUUUUCUUUGAAAAAAAAACAACUAAUGCACGCUUUGCCUAUUAAUUUAAUUAUGUAGAGUAUAAUUAUUUAUGUGCCGUAAUUUUUCAAGGUUUGUCAGUAUAAUGUCCAGAAAAGGUCUUAAUUUAUUCUGUCUUAUUGUCUACCCUGCAGAAGAAUACUGAUACGUUUGUAUUUUGAAAAAAAAAAAGAUUGUGCAAUGAUUAGUAGUUUUGUCGUUUUGUAUGUUUGUACUUUUAAAUAUUUAGGAAUAUAUGGCUUUUGUAUUAUGUGGAAAAAAGAUAUUUUAAGACCUUUCUACAUUUGGUUCUAAAGGGUAUAGCAUAUUUUAUAGAAUGAUUAAAAUAGACCAAGCGCAGCA